Maniola jurtina (meadow brown) is the source of this 1251-nucleotide messenger RNA. Its product is annotated as protein takeout-like. The transcript has 7 exons. Bases 86 to 835 code for a protein of 249 amino acids. The record is from RefSeq and is a predicted model, not a curated record. NCBI's taxonomy places the organism in Eukaryota, Metazoa, Arthropoda, Insecta, Lepidoptera, Nymphalidae.
GAAAUUGAAUUACAUCUUAAUGCAAUUGGUAAUCUAAAAGUCUAUGGAUAUUUUAUAAUAAUUAAACAAAAUUUAAACUUUAAAAAUGUGGAAAUUCUUGUGUUUAUUAAGUGUGGUGAAUUUAGUCUUUGGCAAUGAAAAAAGUUUUAUAAACAUCGGUGGUUUCGUAUGUCCUCGAGAGGACAAGGCUCUGGGGAAAUGUCUUCGAGACGCGCUGAACGCCUACAUACCGCAAUUAGCAACAGGGCUUCCGGAAUACGGUAUACCGCCAUGCGAACCACUUGUUGUUCCAACGCUAGCGAUCCAGCAGUCCGCCGGUCCCAUAUCCAUCACAUCUUCCUUCAGCGAUGUGACUGUACGAGGUCCUUCACGUAUGCGAGUUAAGCAUCUCGAAGUGGACUCAAAGAACCAUUCGUUGAUCGCUACGCUACACAUACCGGAGCUGAAAACGAAGGGUGACUACAGCCUGAAGGGCCAGCUGUUGAUGCUACCAAUAGAAGGAAAUGGAAAAUUCUCAGCUAAAUACGGUGACAUCGAUGCAACAGUGACGAUAGUUCUGGGUCGCACACCCAAAGAAAACGCAGCCGACGCCCUUGCUUGCAAAAGCCUUGAUGUCAAAUUCCAUAUAAAAAAAGCUGUUAUGGAACUGAAUAACCUGUUCGGAGGAGACGAUGAUUUAGGAAAAGCCAUGAACAAAUUUCUGAAUGAAAACUGGGAGCCACUAUUAGAAGAACUUCAAACACCGAUGGAGGAAGCCUUGAGGGAUUUCCUGAAACCGUUAGCAGACCACGCUUUCGGCACAAUGGAUGCUGACGACAUAUUGCUGAUAAAAUAGCAUGCAUGUAUUAUAUUAUAUGCGGAAUUAAAAUAUUUCAACAGAAUUUGGAUCUCAAUACGCUUGCAAACUUGAACUUAUAAGUAUUAUUUCGUCAAGAUGUAAUUAAGAAAACGAUCGCUACUAGUCGUUAGUUAUUAAAAGUGAUAUUAUUUAUUACAAUAAUUAUUUGGUUAAGUUAAUAAUAUUGUUGUAAUAAGUCGUGAUUAGAGUAAAUGUAAUGUUAUGCAAUUUAGAAAUGAUGCGAGUCAUAAUAUAGUUAUGAAAUUAUUUAUUGCGUUAAUAAUAUCACGAAUACUUGUACUUAGUAAUUCUAUAAUCAUCACAACGUCUUAACGUUACUAUAAUCAAAUAAAUUGUAUUUAUAAAAUACCUUAUUUUACUAAAUAAAUAAUAAAGCUUAACAUUAGUCUCAA